GGUAGUCAGUCACACGGUGGCGACUUUCAAACCCACGGUCAAAUUUUCGCCUUUACGCAAGGCAAAUAAAACUAAAAAGAACAUUGCAAACGUUUCAACGUCAAGGGCGACGGAAAAAUGAAGGAUCUAACUACAUCCACACAAAACCUUGAGGAAGCGGAUGUGACGAUAGCGCCAACCUUACUGAAUGUUCCCGACGGUUCAGAUUCACACGAAUAUACGGGAGAAAUUGUUGGUCUGGCUGAUGAUGGUAAAACGGCAGGGUGUGAAAAAGAAUCCAAAUGUUCUGAACAUGAAUUCGGAGCAAGCAAGGAUCAGGUUAACAUCGCCAAAAAGAACGAAAAUAUCACCGUGUCUUCCAGCUCCUCGCUUGAAAACAUGCACGCGCGACACUGCAACGUGACAGCCGAUAAACAACAAUUUAACACAGCUGAGAGUGACACAGAGAUGGCGAGAAGAGCAAAGGAGGAAGGCAUUGUCAGUGUGGUCUUCCGGGGAACUGUGACUCAGGAAGGCUGCUGCCGUUUUGUCAGCGAAAUCCUCAAAUGUAUUUUGUAUCAGAGACAACAACUGCCCAUGACCUACGACCAACUAGUCUACUCCCAGAAAAAACGGCAAGACUCAAAAGCGGAUAAAGAUGUUGUUCGUGGAAGGCAAGUGAAUUUGGCAGAUGUGAAUGAGCGCAAGUGUGAGAAGACGCUCCAGGACCUGGAGGAGGUGCUUCAUCAGCUGGAGGUCCUGUUCUCACUGAGCACUGUUCCCCGAGUGCUGCUGCUCAUGGGUGGCUCACUUGUCCUCCCCAAAGAGAUAUACGAGAUCAACCUGGAGGCGCUGGUAUUGGAAAGUGGUGAUCAAUGUCUACGGGUGUCGUCGUGUUUAAGACAACUCUUCCGCACUCUUUUUGUAGCUGACCUUUUGUCUGACAGCAGACCGGGACGUUUAAUGCCCACCACGGUCUUGGUACUGGCCCACAGGGACUGUGGGGUAGGUUGGUUCCACCCUAAACUACGAUUUAAAGUACCAACUUCUGUCAAAAAACAAACGAUUGCUCUUUGUACAGAUCCAUGCAGUUGCAGGAAUGCAAGCACAGACACACUGGACUGGCAGGAAUAUGUGUGGUUUCAAGCACCUACGACCAUCAAAGGCUUUUGUAACUGACUACAAAUGUGGUCUAUAUGCUACUUUUUUUUUUAAAUGAUGGUUCAAAUGAGUUUUGAAUAUAUAUUUUACAUUUUUAUUUUUCUAUUUCAUGGCUUAAACAUACAUGCAAAUCAGUCGCCUUUCGGGGAAAUUCGCCGUUUUGAACUCAAAAUAGGCGAUUUACGUGAAUCUUAUAGAUCCGAUGUGUUUUUCCUUGGGGAGGGGGGGGUCGCCAUAGCUGUCGUCAUAGGCGGUCGGGACCUGCUUUGGAUAAGUCACAGCAGUUGAAGAGACCAGAAAAAAACACUUCCGCCGCUUCUGCUAUUAAAAAGUAACUACUUUUACGUGUUACAAUGAUCUAAAUGUCGCUCGCUACUUUUAUUGAUCAAUUAUUGCUUAUUUAUCAACUAUUUCGUGUGCGCGACUACGACUUCUGCAUUUGGCAUGGUUUGCCCCAACCUAAGAGCUAGUGACGUUUAAGUCUAUUUCACCAAUCAAACGAUACAAAGUCACAUGACCUCACACAACAUCUUCUAUUGGGCUUCCUGGGUAUCGGUAUUAACACAAGAUAAGCCAACCCGGCUGAUCAUCGUGCCUGAAUGGCCACCAUUUUGGGAAAGUCGUCUUUACCAUGACGGCAACGGCGCGCUACUCGUUUACAUUUAGACGAACAAAAACAACAGCUUUCAUGUAUUGUAGUAUUUGUCUGGAACGGUCUGCCCAAACGUGGAUAUUUCAGCUCACAUAUAACUUGAGAAAAUACCGUGCAGUGAAUUGAAAAUGUUUUUGUUUUUUUAUUUAUUUUUUUGGUGCAAUUUACUCAGUACUUGAGUAAUUAUUUCACUGUGUACUUUACUCUUACUCAAGUAUUUUUUGGAGGACUACUUUUUACUUGAGUCACAUUAUAGUAAAGUCCUUUUGUUUAAAAGUAUAAAUAACCAGGUAUUUUUUUUUCAUCAGAUAGUUUUAUCUGUUCAUAAAGUAGAUGAUAAUAAAUUGGUUUUCCAUUCAAACUGAUUAUCUGUUUGCAGUAAUCCCCACUCCAUCGUGGGGGUCACAUUCCAGUCCACCUCUGCAAUAAGUGAAAUCCGUGACAUAGAAAUAUACCUAUUUAAAUACACCCUUGACAUGUUUUUGUUCCAUUUUCAAAUUGUUUGAAAGGUCUAUAUAAACACACAUAAAACAACAAAAAUACAUUGAAACACUUAAUAUAUUGAGAGUGAGCUAGAGCAAUGGAAAACACAAAAACAUUGGACAAAUAGUAUAAAAAUAGUAACAACUGUAAUUAAAAUCUGCAAUUUACCUCAACCGGAAAGCAUGAACACUCCCCCCGCCCCAGAAAACUCACUUUAAGCCAUGAUAUUUUUACUAAAUAUUGCAACAAUCUUAUUAAAAAUGAAGUUGAUUCACAAGAGGUAUGCUUGUUUUUUGUUUUUUUUAAUAGUCUUUGCAAAAUACAGCAGAACCUAUAAAGUAGUGAUGGUCAGAUAAGAAGAGGCUUGAAGCUUUCCAUCCAAUUGGUUCACAAAAAGGUUGAUUUCGUGAGGCUUCAUGUGCACACAAACCCUCCUGUUGGCCCAAA
Phycodurus eques (leafy seadragon) is the source of this 2722-nucleotide messenger RNA. It is a transcript of the gene mad2l1bp, whose product is annotated as MAD2L1 binding protein. The record is from RefSeq and is a predicted model, not a curated record. Lineage: Eukaryota; Metazoa; Chordata; Actinopteri; Syngnathiformes; Syngnathidae. Gene Ontology annotation, cellular component: nucleus. The transcript is spliced from 3 exons. Gene Ontology annotation, biological process: regulation of exit from mitosis. The coding region runs from base 118 to 1158 and encodes 346 amino acids.